AUGGACCUAAACGAAGGUAAAAGCAUUUGUUUGCAGGGUGUUUCGGAUUUUGGAACUGUGGGUAAGAGUGGCAGGUCCCGGUAUCAGAAGCGCGCGCGCGCCCAGGCGCAGCUCCGCAACCUCGAGGCUUAUGCCGCGCAGCCGCACUCGUUCGUGUUCACCCGGGGUCGCGCCGGCCGCAGCGUCCGGCAGCUCAGCCUGGAUGUCCGGCGGGUCAUGGAGCCGCUCACCGCCACCCGCCUGCAGGUGCGGAAGAAGAAUUCGCUGAAAGACUGCGUUGCAGUGGCUGGCCCCCUCGGGGUCACACACUUCUUGAUCUUGAGCAAAACGGAGACCAACAUCUACUUUAAGCUGAUGCGUCUCCCUGGAGGCCCCACCUUGACCUUCCGAGUUAACCAGUACACACUCGUGCGUGAUGUGGUCUCCUCACUGCGACGGCACCGCAUGCACGAGCAGCAGUUCGCCCACCCGCCGCUCCUGGUGCUUAACAGCUUCGGUCCGCACGGCAUGCACGUGAAGCUCAUGGCCACCAUGUUUCAGAACCUGUUCCCUUCCAUCAACGUGCACAAGGUAAACCUCAACACCAUCAAGCGCUGCCUCCUCAUCAACUACAACCCCGAAUCCCAGGAGCUGGAUUUCCGCCAUUAUAGCAUCAAGGUGGUUCCUGUGGGUGCAAGUCGUGGGAUGAAGAAGCUUCUCCAGGAGAAGUUUCCCAAUAUGAGCCGUCUGCAGGACAUCAGCGAGCUGCUGGCCACGGGUGCAGGGCUGUCAGAGAGCGAGGCGGAACCCGAUGGGGAACACAACAUUACGGAGCUGCCCCAGGCCGUUGCCGGGCGAGGCAACAUGCGGGCCCAGCAGAGCGCCGUGCGGCUCACUGAGAUAGGUCCUCGGAUGACUCUGCAGCUCGUGAAGAUCCAGGAAGGAGUUGGGGAGGGGAACGUGCUGUUCCACAGUUUUGUGCACAAGACGGAGGAGGAGCUGCAGGCCAUCCUGGCAGCAAAGGAGGAGCGGCUGCGGCUCAAGGCCCAGAGGCAGGACGAGCAGGCCCACAACGUGCAGCGCAAGCGGGAGCAGCGAGAGGCCCACAAGAAGAAGAGCCUGGCGGGUAUGAAGAGGGCUCGGGUGGAGGCCGAAGGUGACAGUGAUGCCGAGGACCCGGGGGCUCCACCAGAGGCAGCGGGCGCCGGCCAGCCUGAAGAGGAAGAGGAUGAAGCCGAGUAUUUCCGCCAGGCCGUGGGCGAGGAACCUGACGAGGACAUGUUUCCUGGGCUGACCAAGCGGAGACAGCGCAUGGGCCCUCCACGGAAGAAGCAGCGAGUGAAGGAGAAGAGGCCAGAUCGAGGUGCCCCGCCCUGCCCAGCCAACAUCACGACAGCUGCGGAACAGGUCCUCAACAGCAUCCAAGAGGCUUAUCUGUGGCCUGUGCUGGUCGUGGAGUUCCUGGUGGCCGUGGGAAGCAAUGGCCUGGCCCUGUACCGCUUCAGCACGCGGGAGCAGCGCCCCUGGCACCCAGCUGUGGUCUUCUCAGCCCAGCUGGCCAUCAGCGACCUGCUGUAUGCCCUGACACUGCCCCCGCUGGCUGCCUACUUUUACCCACCCAAACGGUGGCAUUAUGGGGACGUCGCGUGCCGCCUGGAGCGCUUUCUCUUCAACUGCAACCUGCAGGGCAGCAUCAUCUUCAUCACCUGCAUCAGCCUCAACCGCUACCUGGGCAUCGUCCACCCCUUCUUCACACGCAGCUACCUGCGGCCCAGGCAUGCCUGGGCUGUCAGCGUGGCCGGCUGGGCCUUGGCUGCUCUGCUAGCGAGUCCCACGCUCUACUUCUCCCGCCUGAGCUACUCCAAUGUCACUGUCAAGUGUCUGGGGACCGCGGAUGACCAUCACCUCGAGGCCUACAGGGCCUACAGCCUGACUCUGGCCGGCCUGGGCUGUGGCCUGCCCCUGCUGCUCACGCUGACCGCCUAUGGGGUGCUGGGCCGGGCGGUGUUGCGAAGCCACAGCAUGAACGCAGCCGAGAAGCUCCACGUGGCGGUGCUCGUGGUCAGCGGGGUGGCCCUCUAUGCCUGCUCCUAUGUGCCCUACCAUGUCACGCACGUGCUCAACGUCUGUGCCCGGCUUCGUUGGAUCGCUCAGUGUCCGAGCUUUGUGACUAAGGCCGAGGCAAAAGCUGCGCUGGACCAGCGCUCCUACACGGCCUACCAGGUGACACGCGUGCUCAUGCCCCUGGCCAUCUGCAUCCACCCGCUGCUCUACAUGGCCGUGGCGCCCAGUCUGGGCUGCUGCUCUAGAAAGCAGGGUCCAGAGGGGUCUGAGAGCUCCAGCCAAGGCGUGCCCCUCACUGUCACAGCCUCCUCCAAGGCCUCGGCGCCAACCCUGUGA
This is a messenger RNA of Elephantulus edwardii (Cape elephant shrew), 2379 nucleotides long. It is a transcript of the gene PPAN, whose product is annotated as peter pan homolog (Drosophila). The record is from RefSeq and is a predicted model, not a curated record. Bases 1 to 2379 code for a protein of 792 amino acids. Gene Ontology annotation, cellular component: membrane; preribosome, large subunit precursor. The transcript has 13 exons. Gene Ontology annotation, biological process: ribosomal large subunit assembly; G protein-coupled receptor signaling pathway; rRNA processing. NCBI's taxonomy places the organism in Eukaryota, Metazoa, Chordata, Mammalia, Macroscelidea, Macroscelididae. Gene Ontology annotation, molecular function: G protein-coupled receptor activity; rRNA binding.